ACAGCCUUUUAGUGUCAAACUCUGCAGUGCAGUAAUUAUAAGCACAACACAUUUCUGAGUUUAGGAGCCCUUUAAAAGACUGAAUUCUAAGCUUUAGUUAACUAAUAAAUGUGUAUGUGACAGAUGAGGAUGAAGGUUAAACGGUAUUAUGAUUCCAGUUCUGUGAAGAGAUGCUGUUUGAUGUGAUAAUGGAUCAGGAGGAGGGUCGUGAAGGAAGGGUAACAGGAGAGGAGGUUGGGAGUGUGUGUGUGUGUGUUUGUGUGGGAAGCAGAGACAACCCCAGAGCAGCUUAACCAAAUUUACAUUAGAUCUGCGUUUCGACUAUCAUAUGAUGGUUUCUCUUCUGUUUGCAUUCUUCGUGGCAUUCUGCCGGCUUGAGUGAUCUCAUGGAAUGCACAUGGGAUUUUCCUUCAAGAAAACAUUUAGUACAACUCUGCUCUCGACUGCUCUCUUACACCAGACCGGAGUCUCUACAUGGGUCCGUUUGAAUGAAAUUCGUGGAGAUAUUCCCAUUUUUUAAAAAAGUAUGUAACAGGAUUUGGGAUGUGAUGCAAGGUGCCUCUGUUGACUGGAUUGAUGCUUUGCUGAAGGAAGAAGGAAAAUGUGGAUACCGUCAUUAAUUUGGAUUCUGCACUUCAUGAAUCUUACAAAAGGCCUAGAUAGCACAAAGAUUCUGAAAUAUAGACGUAGCUCCCCCAUGAGCAGACUCUGUCCAGCCGGUUGUGCAACAUGCUCGGCCCUGAAUGGCUGUCUGUCCUGUAAACCUCGCCUUUUCUUCCACUUGGAGCUGGAUGGGAUGCGGCAGAGGGGCACCUGUCUGUCCACCUGUCCUCGGGGGCACUACGGCAUGCGCUCUCGGCACAUCAGCACCUGCACCAGGUGCAAGGAGGACUGUGCUUCCUGUUUCAGUGAACAUUUCUGCACACACUGUCACCUGGGUCACUUCUUGUUCCGGGGCAAAUGCGAAAACAGCUGUCCAAACGGACUGACAGCAAACGCAGCACUGCGAGAAUGCACAGAGUGCUCUGUAGGCUGUGAGGUGUGUGUGAGGAGGAACAUGUGUGUGAGGUGCAGAGCAGGCCUGUACUUUCUCCACGGCCAGUGCCAUCUCACCUGCCCGAGGGGAUUUGAGCCUGAUGUGCAGUUUUUACAAUGCGUCCCACAAGUGCACUGUCAGGUUGGGGAAUGGACGGAUUGGGGUCCAUGUGUUCGGAAAAGGAGCAUGCGAGCCUACAGGAGGGGGGAGGAGACACGUACCCGACAAGUUCUGCAGUCACCAAGUCUCCACGGUGACCCCUGUCCACAUGUGUCAGAGAUCAGGAAGUGUGUCAUCAAAAAGAGACCAAAGAGUCCAAAUAUGUUGUAAUAAAUAGAAAAGAAGAGACAAUUAUAAACUAUUUGUUUUAACUUAAUAUUGCUCAUUCUACAUUGGCUGGUAAUUUAAAAACUUGAAAAUACUAUUGUAAAUUGUGGGAAAAAAAGCACUCCAACAGACAUUAUUAAAAGGGAUGGAUAUGAUGAUAUUACAUCAAACUUUUGUGCUUCUAUGAAUUCAACACCUUUGCUGCAUCGCUUGGCUUUAUGUGGCUGAAUCAGAGACUUUUUAUAUGAAUAGCAGUCAUGUGCUAAAUUGAUGCCACUUGUGUUUUGUUCUACAUACUGAUUGCCUAACUUUACUGUUUAUGUCGGAUUGCGACUUUUCGAGGACACCUACAACCCCAAAAAAGGUGUAAAAAGAUUCUUACUUCCAAUAAAAUGUAUUAACAAAAA
Dicentrarchus labrax (European seabass) is the source of this 1770-nucleotide messenger RNA. RefSeq names its product R-spondin-3-like. The record is from RefSeq and is a predicted model, not a curated record. The coding region runs from base 602 to 1366 and encodes 254 amino acids. The transcript has 5 exons. Lineage: Eukaryota; Metazoa; Chordata; Actinopteri; Moronidae.